UUAUUUUUAUUUUUAUUUUUUAUUUUUCUCACUUGCAUCAAACCUCCCAUUCCCACAAGAAAAAUCUCCUCUCUCCUGGUUGGGAAAUCCAUUGUUGAACUACACAAGAACGGAGUUUUCAAGUUACUACCUUCUCUUUCGCUGAAAUAUUGAAAACCCUCCUGUAAAUGGCGCUGAAAAUCACCAUAACCAUACCAUUCCCUCUGUUUCUGCCACUCAAACCAACAAACUUCCCCCACCGCCGCCGCCCGCCCACCGAAAUCCGGCUCUCGCGGUGGAACAACGCCAACGCCCAGAAGUUCAUCCAGCGGGAACGCGCCCAAAAGGAAAUCGAAGACGAAAUCCGCCUCCACAAGCGCUUCGACUCUGCCCUCAAAAUCGCCAACAUUCCCGACGACGCCAGCCCCAGCGCCUCCGAUGCCCCCGCCAGCCCCAGCGCCUCCGAUGCCGCCGCCGCCGCAGCCACGACGACCCACCCUCCACAGUUCAAGUCCAUUGGAACCCCUUCCUCCCCCUCCCGCCCCUCCAUCCCCGGCAAAUUCUCCAAGUACUCUAAACCGCCAAAACCAGACACUGUCCACCCCGCGUUUCGCCAUACCGCUAGGGUUCGGAAGCUCUCAAUUCCCGAAGCGAUGGAGAAGGCGCAAAACUCCCAGAGCGCCAUUAGCGUCGGCCAAACUGGGGUGUCCUAUGUAAUGCCAGGUGCCCCUUUUGAAUUUCAGUACAGUUACACCGAGACCCCAAAGGUGAAGCCGCUGAAGCUGCGGGAACCGCCAUAUGCGCCGUUCGGGCCAAGCACAAUGCCGCGGCCCUGGACAGGCCGGAGGCCACUGCCGCCGAGCAAGAAGAAGCUGAAGGAGUUUGAUUCUUUUCAGCUGCCGCCCCCGCAUAAGAAGGGGGUUAAGCCGGUGCAGGCGCCAGGGCCGUACUUGCCCGGGUCAGGGCCAAGGUAUGUGAGGACGAGGGAAGAGAUAUUAGGUGAGCCAUUGACCAAGGAGGAGAUUAGGGAGCUGGUUUUGGGAUGCAUUAGAUCGAAGAGGCAAUUGAAUAUAGGCAGAGAUGGUUUGACACACAACAUGCUAGACAACAUCCAUGCUCAUUGGAAGCGGCGGAGAGUGUGCAAGAUUAAAUGCAAAGGAGUCUGUACAGUUGACAUGGAUAAUGUGCGCCAGCAAUUAGAGGAAAAAACAGGAGGGAAGAUUAUUUCCGGUAAAGGAGGCGUGAUAUUCCUUUUCCGUGGCAGAAAUUACAAUUAUAGAAGUCGCCCACGCUUCCCUCUUAUGUUGUGGAAGCCUGUGACCCCUGUAUACCCAAGGCUGGUUAAAAAGGCCCCUGAUGAUCUUACUCUGGAGGAAGCUGCAGAAAUGCGCAGAAAGGGAAGCAAACUUACCCCAAUAUGCAAGCUUGGGAAAAAUGGGGUAUACUGUAACCUAGUGAGCACUGUUAGGGAAGCAUUUGAAGAAUGUGAACUGGUACGAAUAAACUGCCAUGGAAUGAAUCGCAGUGACUAUCACAAAAUAGGUGCAAAAUUAAAGGAUCUUGUGCCAUGUGUGCUAAUCUCAUUUGCAUACGAGCACAUACUUAUGUGGAGAGGAAGAGAUUGGAAGUCUUCCUUUCCAAAAUCAGAAAAUGGUAAUAAGGAGGUUAAAGAAUCUGAGAUUGAUUCUGUAACUUCCAUUCAACUGCAUCCUGAAGGCCAAGAAGGGUCGGCAUCACUUGGUCCAGAUACCUCAACCAACGAUGUGAGCCGUGACGCAGUUUUUACAAGUGUGUCCAACACAGGCGGUGAAAAUGUGGGCAUAGGGGAAAGUGAGGAUCUACCUUCUGAAGGAAAUGGCAAGCCAUUUGCAGGCACUCCCGGGGUUACAUCUGUGGAGUGUACCUCCAUAAGUGAUACCACAUCAGAUGAGGCAGCUUGUAGUAAUGAACCAGAAGCUAGGGAAAAAUCCUCAGAAAGCAAAACCAUAGAAGCCAGUCCAGGUUUUUCUGAUGAUAGCUCAGCAGCUAUAUCUGUUGGAUCUGCCAGCAUGAUUGAAAUUAACGGCAGCGCCGAAAAUGCAUUGGAAUGCUCGCAAGAUCUCAACAAGCCAACAAAUUUGAGUUUGCCUUGCAUGGAGGGAGUUGUGGAACUCUGGAAGCAAGCCCUUGAGACCGGGAGUGCUGUUACUUUGGAUGCAGCUUGUUUGGAUGCUGACAUUGUUUAUGAAAGGGCAGUUGUCCUUGCCAAGUCUGCUCCUCCUGGGCCAGUAUUUAUGCACAAACCAAAAAAGGUCGCAGUCCAAAAGCCUGAGAGGCAAGAAACUGAAGAUUUGGAUGUUGAAGAGGUUACAAUGGUUCCAGAGAAAAGAGAAAGUGACAUGAGGAGAGAAAGUGAGAAAAAAAAUUCUAGAAAACAAAAAACAAAGGAUUUUAAAUAUUAUUCAAAUGUUGUACCACAGGGGAGCCUCGGAGUAGAUGAACUGGCUAAGCUAUUAGCUUAAUGUGCUAGCAAUAUUAGAAACAAAUUGUUUUGUUUCUUUGUAUUAAAUUAGUAAUUUGUACUGAUAUAUAUACACACAAUAUUUGAAAGGUAUUAAUUUAUUAUACUAGUUUCUAGUUGUAGAUA
Malania oleifera is the source of this 2605-nucleotide messenger RNA. RefSeq names its product CRS2-associated factor 1, chloroplastic. Gene Ontology annotation, molecular function: RNA binding. Gene Ontology annotation, biological process: Group II intron splicing. The record is from RefSeq and is a predicted model, not a curated record. NCBI's taxonomy places the organism in Eukaryota, Viridiplantae, Streptophyta, Magnoliopsida, Santalales, Ximeniaceae. Bases 168 to 2480 code for a protein of 770 amino acids. The transcript is spliced from 5 exons.